Molecule: messenger RNA, 441 nt
Organism: Stegastes partitus (bicolor damselfish)
Lineage: Eukaryota; Metazoa; Chordata; Actinopteri; Pomacentridae
Source: RefSeq, a predicted model, not a curated record
AUGGCAGCUCCUGGAGUGGACUCAAAAUCAGAAGCUACUGACGUCGAGCUGGAACCUGGGAGUAACAACCACCAUGGCUCUGCACCUCAGAUCUCUGUGAUUGAGAGUACUCCAGAUAGAGACAGGAAGCUUUUUUUGACACCGGGCAACCAAUUACAGGUUCCUUCUCAGCGUGACGACUCCAAUUCCAUAAAGGCAGAAUCAGCAGAAGAACAACAGAAGUUCAUGAAUAUGAUCUCCCAUGGCCAGCGUGGACGCAUGGACGACCAGCGCUGCUCCUUGGAUCCUAGCAGGAGCGCCCCCUGUUCACCUAAACAUACAGACAAACAGCCAGCCGCGAGUACAUUAAACACAGAUCCUGAUGCGUUGUUCAACCUCUUGGCGAACACUCAGAGCCGACGGCUUGACGACCAGCGAGUGUCUCUUCCAUCCUUACCAGGA